UCUUCUUCGUCGUCUUUUCUCUCUUUGCUUUGCUUACGAGAUUCACCUUCAUUUUCUUUUACUACUGAGGGAGCAGAAAUCUGCAAAUAAGCUUCCUCAUGACGAUUCCGUAAAAUACAUACAUUCCUACAUAGCCUUUGAUCGCAGAGCUACAUUUCAUGGGUUUUGUUUCUACUUCCCAGGCUCUGUGACAAGCUUUCAUUUCAAAAAGAUGAUGUCCCCCAAUCAAGUUUCAGAAGAUCGAGGUUUCUCCAAUCAUGCAACUUUUAGACAGACUCCUUUACAGAUAAUACACAUUAUUGGCAAUUUCAUGAGAAUAUGGUCAGUCUACUCCAUGUACAAAUACCUGUCUGAAUCAGGAGUUUCAGUUGUGCUAUUUAUCUUCAGUUGCCUCGUUCCAUCAUCUAUAGUAUUUCUAGCAUUGCAAAGACCAUGGAAAGGAAGACCACUUUCUAAUACUCAGGUGGUGCCUUCUGUAAUCAACGGUGGCAUAACAGCUCUAUACUUCAUAUUAUGGGGAAAGGGUCUCAGAACAUGUGGCCCACUUAGGAUCAUUAUGGCAGAGUACUCGGGUGCUGUUCUUGGAGUACUAUCAGCUGCAUUAUAUGGAAGGGGUCAUAUCUGGAAAAAGGUGGGUGGCUUAAUUGCAAUGAUGGUUUCUUUGUACUUCAUAUUUCAAGGGUGGGCCACAGCCUCGAGUACACCAUUCUCUUUUAAAGACAACCUUGAUGGUGAAAUCCCAAAAGGGAAAGCUUUGGGAAUGACAGAAAUGAUUGUGCCCAUCUUUGCUGGAAUCUUAUCAGCGUUGAGGAGAGUUAUUGCUAGACGUGUUUCAUUGAAGAAUCAGUUCAAGAGACGUCUGCAUGCCAUAACUAUUACUGCUGCAACUUGUUUUCUGUUUCCCGUGGCUAUGUGGGACAUGAUAAUUGGUUCUGGAAGUGAUAUCUCAAAGUUCACUUUUUCUGCUUGGCCUUUUCUGAGCACCAUUGUAUUCGGAGUUGUCUUGAUAUUCUACAUUGACAAUCUAGCAGAGGAAAGGUUACACAUGGUUUUCUCUUCUCCAAGGCAUCUGAUGGUUGCUGGUGGAUGCAUAAUAGUGAUGGAGAUUACAUACAAAACCGAUUUUUCUCUUCCCGGUUUCUUCAUCUGCUCCACAAUUUUGGGCUUUGGUAUAUAUGAAGCAACUUCACUGGAAAGAGUUAAGAGAGGUGGUGGUUCUAUAGAAACCUCUGAUCCAACAAAUGCGUUUUUGGCUGACGACCAAAUUGGCAUGUCACCUCUUCCAACUUGAAGCAUCUUGUUAUCUGUUUGAAACAGGAUCAGUUCCUCCUCCUUGGUUCAACAUCAACGGCAUGAUAUUGACAGUGACUGAUAUCUUGGUUUGUCCAAUCUUAGUUCAAAUGGAAAUUGGGUGAUGUUAGAGAAGUUUGCAUUCAGUUCUUCUUGAUGAUUUGAGUUAUGAUAACUCUCCAGCUGGUUGAUUUAGUUAAUGCUGUGUAUGGGAAUAUGCAAAUAGAUGUUUCAUAACUUGGCAUUUUUUACAGCCCAAAGAUAGAAAGGAAUUUGUAUAGACCAAUGUGAUGUGACACUUGAGAAUAUAUGCUAGUUUAGUUUAUUUGUCAUGAA
Messenger RNA from Impatiens glandulifera, 1626 nucleotides. RefSeq lists its product as uncharacterized. The coding region runs from base 212 to 1291 and encodes 359 amino acids. The record is from RefSeq and is a predicted model, not a curated record. The transcript has 11 exons. Lineage: Eukaryota; Viridiplantae; Streptophyta; Magnoliopsida; Ericales; Balsaminaceae.